Messenger RNA from Clonostachys rhizophaga, 969 nucleotides. The record is from the annotation of a GenBank genome assembly. Lineage: Eukaryota; Fungi; Ascomycota; Sordariomycetes; Hypocreales; Bionectriaceae.
AUGUCGCCUUCUAUUCUUGGGCUUGUGGCCUUCUCGCUCCAUUUGAUCUCUGCCGCCGCUCAAAACGGCUCCAAUGUUGAAUUGAUUGACCCAACCACUCGAUUUUCGGACUUGAAUCUUAGCCUUCCCCUAAAUGCGAGUUUCCCGGUUCUUCAGAGCACGUUUGAAACCCAGCCGGAUUGUGGCGAACAGGCCUACCGUGGCUACGGAAGACUGCGGGGCCUCAGGUCUCUCAUCACUGGAGGUGACUCUGGUAUUGGUCGUGCGGUAGUUAUUGCGUAUUUAAGAGAGGGCGCAACUGUCACCAUCAACUAUCUUCCCGAAGAAGAGUCUGAUGCUCAAGCUCUGGCAGACUUUGUCGCCGAGGAAGGCUACAGCAUUGAGCGGAUCCCGGGCGAUCUCCGAAACGAAACCUUCUGCGCUGAUCUUGUUACAGAGGCGCACAGCCGAAUGGGAGGCAUCGAUAUAUUCGUUGGCAACGCGGGAUAUAGUGGUGUGACAGCUGGUCCCAACGCCCCCAACAUUACGAAUCACCCGACCGAGCAGAUUCAACGUACAUUCGAGACCAACUUUUACGCAAACUUGUGGCUCGCCCGAGCUGUUGUUCCCCUGCUCCCCCGUGGCGGUAGCAUCAUCUAUACCGCAUCCGGAACAGUUUCAAAUCCUGGUCCUGGAAACCUCGACUAUGGCUCAAGCAAGGCGGCACUAGUUUAUUUCAUGCGUUGUCUCGCGAUGCAAGUAACCUCGUCUGGUAUUCGUGUGAACGCGGUGGCACCAGCUUUGGCAUAUACUCCUUUUCUAGCGGCUUCAGGUUUCACGACGGAGAAUCUAAGUGGGGGAUCGUCUCCCAUUGGACGCAUCGAGCAGCCGGUAGAGCUUAGCCCGCUGUAUGUCGACCUGGCAGCUCCAGAUAAGACGUAUAUCUCGGGUGAGGUCUACACGGCCAAGGGUGGUUCCCUCGGCCUAUAA